CUUCCAUUUUGACAAUUAGCGAUGAACAAGACAAAGAUGCUCCGCCAAUUUCUUCUAGCGCUACCUGCCAUUCGCACCUCACUACUGCCUCUUCGACCGAGAGCACUCCACCCUCUGCUCCAUCGACAAUAUGCAACAGCACCAAAUGUCGCUCAAACAUCGUUCUGGCUCAGUCUGAUCCCGAAACCCCUCCGCCAAAGCUCUCCCCGUGCAGCUUUGAAGAAGAAAGUCAGGUCUAAGGAGUGGAAUCCUGCUACUUUCUUCAUCAUUAUAUUCCUCUUAAUUGGGUCCAUGUCCAUCCAAAUGAUUGCAUUACGGAACGAAUUCGCAGCGUUUAGUCGCAGAGCUGACGCAAAGAUUGGGCUGCUGAAGGAAAUAAUUGAAAGAAUACAGAACGGGGAAGAAGUUGACGUGGAAGGGCUACUGGGUACAGGAGACAAGGAGAGGGAGAAGGAAUGGGAAGAAGGUAACUUUGCUUCCGUAAAACAACAGUGGUUAUCUAAUGGGUAUCAUGUAGUUCUCCAAGAAAUCGAACGGGAAGAUCAAGCAUGGGAGCAGUCAAGAAGAAGUAAGCCCAAACAUGGAGAGGGGGAAAUUGCGAAAAAAGCGCCGAUUGAAAUACCUGCCAAGGUGGAAUCAAAAUCAAAGGCAACGUCGAAAACCAAUGCGCCCUCAGGAUUCUAUUGAAACCUUGUAUUUGGGUCUAUCACUUU
Hyaloscypha bicolor E is the source of this 713-nucleotide messenger RNA. RefSeq lists its product as uncharacterized. The record is from RefSeq and is a predicted model, not a curated record. The transcript has a single exon. Lineage: Eukaryota; Fungi; Ascomycota; Leotiomycetes; Helotiales; Hyaloscyphaceae. The coding region runs from base 22 to 687 and encodes 221 amino acids.